CCUGACAUCAUUCUCCACAGAGCUACGUUUCCCCCUCACCCAUUCCAGCCAUGGGUCUAACCAACGACGAGAAGCUACGUAAAGCGCUCCGCGAAUUAGACCACAAUGGCCUUAUCCUCACCCCAGAAGUCGCACGCAAGCUGAUCGCAGGCGAGAAGCUUACGGAGGAAGAAGCGCCCGGGACAACCAAGCCAAAGCCAAAGCCAAAACCCAAAGCUACAUCUGCGUCGCAGAAGCGCAAGGCCGCAGCCGUAGAGACCGUUGAUCUUACCACCGAUUCCACCGGGAAUGCCGCCCUCGAAGAGACUAGCGACAAAGCAUCCUCCCUCUCCGACAUCGACUCGGACGACGAGCGCCUGGACGAGAUAAAAUGGGAUUGCAACCAGAUCCGGCGCAAGGUCACGGCGCUGAUCGAUUCCAAACAGAUGAAAGUCGCGGAUUUUCUGCGUGCCGCGAACCUCACUAGCCGAGCGUACUACGUCUUCAUGAAGCAGAAUGGAAAGCACGCGGGCCAGAGAUCGAGCGUUUACGUGGGCGCACAUCGGUUCUUCCUCAAGCGCGAGAUCCUCGGGAUGAAUAGGAAAAAGGUCUCCGCGCCGAGUAAGAAGGCAAGGCUUGAUGCUGAGGCGAUGUAUAAUGUUCGUGCUAUCACGCUUGAGGGGGAGGAGGAAGGCAAUGUGCCUGUCUAUGAUACGUGCGAUGAGAUCCGCAAGAAGAUCCGCGCUUGUCUUCAGGACAGCGGAAUGACCAAGACAGCGUUCUGCAGGGAGAUUUCCAAGACCCCCAUUCGCGACCAGUACGGGCAUGUCGGGUUGAGGACGACCUCGCCACUGCAGACAGCGACUCUGACAUCCUUUCUGUCGAAGAAGGGUCCGAAGGAGGGCAAUCAGAGUAUGAUCUUCUACGCAGCGUAUGUCUUCUUUGAGAAGCUCUGGGUCCGCGAUGGGAAGCCCAAGACGGAGUUUCGCGAGGAGAUGGAGGAUGUCUGGGGGAGCGACGGGUUUGAUCGGGCAACUGGACCAAAUGCCGUCUACAUCACGGCAGCUGGAAGGACUCUCUAUACGGAUGAGUAUGGCCGUGUGCGCUCCGGGCCCAUCGGGAGCGUUUGGUAAUAGUUGACCUUCAUUUCGUCCGUCAGUCGCAUUUUCAAAUACCUAUUUUGUAAUAUUCCGGGGUUAUUUACAUCUUACCGGGCACUGUUUGUGUUUUCUUUCCCCCUGUGUAUUAUCUCUCUUCUCUAAUUACUGUCGCUCUUCGCAAGUCAACAGCACUCCACAACCUUUUUAAUGUCAGAUUUGGUGCCGUGUCCCACGCCCCCGACUGCCACAACAACCACCUUCUCCACAGAAACGUCAAGCUGAAUCCUAGUCUCAAAGCCAUUCCGGAGCACAGUCUUUACAUCAUGAAGAACACCCUGCUCCGGCGCCGCCUCCAUCACCUUCCAAGCCUCCACAUCCGUUGCCCCAUUCCAGCUGACAUACACGACCGUCAUUUCCCCCGCGCCUGCAGUACAAGCAAAAACAUCCGGCCGGGUCCUCGGUCUCCCCACCCAGGACGCCUUAUAUCCGCGGUACGACUGUAACGUAUUGUCGAACCCAAACCGUGCCCGCAUAACCAG
Molecule: messenger RNA, 1618 nt
Organism: Aspergillus calidoustus
Lineage: Eukaryota; Fungi; Ascomycota; Eurotiomycetes; Eurotiales; Aspergillaceae
Source: the annotation of a GenBank genome assembly